Talaromyces marneffei is the source of this 2208-nucleotide messenger RNA. RefSeq lists its product as uncharacterized. The record is from RefSeq and is a predicted model, not a curated record. NCBI's taxonomy places the organism in Eukaryota, Fungi, Ascomycota, Eurotiomycetes, Eurotiales, Trichocomaceae. Gene Ontology annotation, cellular component: mRNA cleavage and polyadenylation specificity factor complex. Bases 1 to 2208 code for a protein of 735 amino acids. The transcript has 8 exons.
AUGGCUCAAGUCGACCUAAAAGAGCAACUAACCCAGCUCGAAGCAGCUCGCAACCUCGUCCUAUCCGAUGCCGCACUCUACCCCCAAGUCCUACAGGGCAUUUUGCCUAUCAUCGGCGCAAAUGCGCGAUUAGACCUUCGACGAUGGGGUGCAGAUUUUCUCGCAGAGACCUUCGCAAAUACAACGCUACCUUCGGAUCAAAAGGAACAACUCGCUGGUACCGUGUUACCUACGUUGAACGAGUACCUAGGGAAUGAUGCGCAGGAUGUGGCGGUAAUUAAGAGUACGGUGCAGACGGCGUCGAGUCUGUAUCCGUUUGUUUUCAGGCAUAUAAUCCACCAUCCAAACGACACAGCUAUGUGGGAUCAAAUUACAGCAAUAAAACAUAAUAUACUCCAGAGAAUGGACACCGCGCCACAUCCGGUCAGGGUAUGCUGUAUCAAAUUUGUGCAGAAGGUCGUUCAUACCCAGACGCCGGGGCCGAUCGCUGAUCCACGACGACCUGAAAGAAACGAGACUUCUAUUGCAAUUGUGCCUAGGACUCAUCCACUGCUUUCGAUACCGAAUCUUGAAGCUGAAGCGUCCGGGUUGUUAGAUCGACUUCUUACUGUUCUUCAAGACGAUUCCGAUGAUGCAAUCCUUGUGAACGCCACAAUCAACUGUCUGGGGAUUUUGAUUCGCUCUCGUCCUACAAUCGCUAAUAAGAUCCUGGAAACGUUAUUGAAUUUCAACCCUAUCAAAAUAGAUCACGGGCCUUUGACACCUACUAUGCGUGUCAAGAUCAAGUCAAUGGAGAGGACGACACGCGCUGUAUUAAUCAAUCUACUGAAAAGAAACCCUAAUCACCCCCUAGCUGGAAAGAUGCAGCAACACAUGGAACGACUGGCACAAAACUGCAUAGAAGCAUUCGAUGCAUCGUCCCGGAAACGCGCACUACCAGUUGAGCCAAUAGAUGGUCUCGAUAAUGCUAAGAGAGCGAAACUGAGUGUCGAAACUCCUCCUCUAAUCAAGAUUCCUCCUCUUCCCGAUGGACCUAUCAGCUAUUCUCAACUGUAUACUCUCACAGAAGAUAUCGGACUGUCCUCUUUCGACGUGAAGCAGUUGCCCCCUGAUUUAAUUGUCAAGAUUGCUGUAGCGGUACUAGGACGUGUUGAUCCCAAUGCUCUUGCUCAAGCAACUGAGGGUAUCCGAGGUCGGUAUCAAACACUAAUCGCACGACAAGCCCAACAAGCCCAACAAGCCCAGGCACCACCCGAAGAAGAAGACGACGAAUACGAACCCGAAUAUCAACCAAUGGAUAUCCCCUCGGCCGAAGUCCAGGAUAUCGCGGCCCCUGUAUUUGACUUGGAGCCUGAACUAGGUCCAUUCCAACUCAGCCGGCCUCCACCCCUGACAGAGAACGAAGCAAAUGAAAUUGGCCGCGCUGCCGCUGAUCGUGUGUUUGAGAUGAUGAUAGCAACUCCCUUCAAAGCAGCUACUAAACCUGCCACCGCCAGCGGGGCAGCAGCAGCUUCAUCUCCGUCCUCCUCAGAUCGAAAAGGUUUCGCGCGUCUUGCCGGUGGUUCCCUCGACACCAAGGAGGCAUGGAUAACAAUGCUAGUCCGCAUGGCGACACGCGCACCCGCAAAACUGGAAGCAGCCGCCGGCGAAAUCCAGACCUCAGACGGUCGACCCACAAUAUCAAACUACAUCCGCGAACUGCUUUACCGGCACAUCCUCGAAGAUUUUAGGUCACGAAUCAAUAUCGGCAUCAUGUGGCUCAAUGAAGAAUGGUACAAUGACCGCAUGCAAAUGGAAGCUGCAGCAUCACAACGUGGGAAAAGCGAGGAAAUCUCCGUACCGCUGCACUACGAUUCAUGGGUUUUAAGGCUGUUGGGCGGUAUAUUGCCGUAUCUUGAUGCGCGGGAUGUCAAGAUCUUGAUCAGGUUUUUGAGUGAGAUUCCGGAGGUUACGUUGCCGAUUAUUGGGCGUGUGCAGACUUUGGCAAUGGAUCCGGAACGCAUCAAUUUAUGUGUUCAGGCUUUACAUUAUUUGGUAAUGUUCAGACCACCGUCGAGAGAGAUAUGUCUCAAUGCCUUGGAGGAGAUCUACAAUACCUACGAAGAAGCACGCCCAGCAGCCAGCAAAGUCCUCUCGAAAUGGCGGCCUGAAGUUAUUGCGGCACAACAACCUCGAGAGCUGCCUAGCAGUACUAAUGGUGUGCAAUAA